CCUCGGCCUGCUCAAGUAAUAAUUCCAUCGCCAAUCGUAUGCAACGACCCAGACCGAUGAACAGAAAAUGACAUGGGGUCCCGGCACUGUAUUGAUGAUCCUUCCCGAAAUGAACAUGAACAUGCACGGUUGAGCAAUGGUGAGCUGAAGGGCUUGUUGUUAUUUCAAAAGGGAUUGAUCCCCAAGUCAAAGGAGGAAAGGAAAGGUUUUAUCCAAAGAACCGCUUCAGAUGCGCCAAAACCUUGAGGUGGAAGCCUAUGCGAAGCCCAACAGUCCACUAAACUCUUGCACGAAGCAGAGCUGCUUUGAGCUCAAUGUUUACUCGCAAUGAUAUUGAAAGCCAAGAUCCAGGCCCCCUCUCAACUGCUGCAGAGGACGAUACGGGAACAGGAGACGGAAACGAAAGCAGGCCUGCCGAACACAGCGCACCUUUGGGAAGGGAACGAUCUCGUUUGAUCCCUCACACCGACAAACUCACGGCGUUCCGAACCAUCCUUGGAAUCAGCGAAGCUCCGACUCUCACGGCCACAGCGUAUUUUCGCCGACCCGCAUCAAACAUUGGAAUCUACGCACGCAUUGUCAACUCUGAAGCCACCUCAAAACAGCAAUAUAAGAUUUUUUCUUUCCUCAUCAAUGGAUGUCUGGGACUUCAGAUUGUCGUGGCAGCAGCGUUGACGGCACUGGGCGCCGCCGAUGGCCCACGGGCGCUCGUUACUUUAUUCGGUGCCUUCAACUAGGCCUCGGAUGGGUGCGGGUUCAACCCGCAAAAAACGGGUUGGGUGCGGGUUCUUGGCAAACCCAAACCCAACCCCACCCGCCGGUUUGCGGGUGGGGUUGGGGUGGGAAGCCAAUAUUUCAAAACCCCACCCCAACCCCACCCGCACGCCAAGAAACCCCGCCCCAACCCCACCCCAUGCCAAGAAACCUUGGGGAACCGCGGGGUGGGGUUUUCUGCGGGUUUAGCCCCAACCGCAAGAUGGGUUGGGUUUCUUGGCAUAACUAGAGGUACGAUCCGGUUGUAGGAUAGAAUAGGGGAUUAAAUAUAGUAGUCAUAUGUGGUAGUCAAGUGUGGUAGUCAAGGGAAAGAAAUUAAUUUCAUUCAAAAGUACU
Molecule: messenger RNA, 1110 nt
Organism: Eremomyces bilateralis CBS 781.70
Lineage: Eukaryota; Fungi; Ascomycota; Dothideomycetes; Eremomycetales; Eremomycetaceae
Exons: 1
Coding region: 315-737 (140 amino acids)
Source: RefSeq, a predicted model, not a curated record